CACCCAGGGAAAUAGACGCGAUUGAUAUCGCCGAAUGACGUCAUCACUAUUAGGUCAAUUAUUACAGACCUCUGUUUUACGAUACAGGAAGCUUGUUUUAUUCAAGCAGCGCGAGAGACUGAGUUGCAGAGCAGAGCUAAAUAAACAUCGUAAUCUGGGCGAGUACUGAUUUUAGAGAUCGUCAGGUUGCAUAUUAAUAAUCAUCAUAAUCAUGAGCAAGACUAUAAAAGAAGUAUUUCAAGAAUACGCCUGCUUUGGGCGCCCAGGAAAGACUUCCGACAUAACAAGCAAGAACUUCGCCAAGAUGAUAAAGGAGAAAGGACUAAUGGAUAAGAAGUUGAACAGUACAGAAAUUGAUAUGAUUUUCACAAAAGCAAAGGCUGGACCAGGUAAUAAAGUGUUGACAUUUGCACAGUUCGAGAAUGCCUUGUCUAUGGUGGCCAAGUCAAAAUAUGGAAAUGAGGCCGAAGUGGAGAAAGUCAAAAGUAAAAUUUUAGAAGGCAGUGGACCAAGCACAGCUGGAACGACGGGGGUUUCAAAGACGGGUGGUGUUACUAAAUUGACGGAUUCCAGUCAUUACACAGGUAGUCAUAAAGAGCGAUUCGGCAAAGAUGGCAAAGGAAAAGGCAUCGAGGGCCGCAAAGAUGUUCACGCCGACGACGGCUAUGUGCAAGGCUUCAAAAAGUGAGCACGUGACCAAAGUAGAGCAGACGAUGGACAGUUGAAUAGCAAUACAGUAGAAGUGAUCGACGUAGGCUGCAUGUGGAUAAUUUUUAUAUAGACAUGUAUCGUUAUGUUUGCUGUGUGUGAUUUAAAUUAGUGCCAAUUAAAAUCUGUAAUAAA
Molecule: messenger RNA, 843 nt
Organism: Anneissia japonica
Lineage: Eukaryota; Metazoa; Echinodermata; Crinoidea; Comatulida; Comatulidae
Product: tubulin polymerization-promoting protein family member 2-like
Exons: 4
Coding region: 212-688 (158 amino acids)
Biological process (GO): microtubule polymerization; positive regulation of protein polymerization; microtubule bundle formation
Cellular component (GO): microtubule
Molecular function (GO): tubulin binding
Source: RefSeq, a predicted model, not a curated record